AUGCGUGCUCAAGCAUGGACACUGGCGCUUCAAGCGCUCCUCGCUGGACGGGUCUUGGCUGACGAUUGUUCCACAACUGUGACCAUCACGACCUCGCCUCCUUCUAUGGCCUCGUGCGCCACUUUCUCGGGAGAUGUCGUGAUAGCCUCGACUUUCAGUGGCGAGCUCAAUCUGAGCAGUGUCGAGACAAUAGCCGGACGUGUUAUUGCGACAAGCGUCCCGAACCUCGAAGCCAUCCGCCUGCCAGCAAUCAUUUCUGUUGAAGGCGUCGAAGUCUCAGAUGCUCCCAACUUCAACACUUUCGACUUUGCGCUUCAAAGCAACGCCGACCACGCCAGCUUGGGCGAUGUCGACUUCGAAAACCUUGCGUCAUUCCCCGGCUUCACCUUCAGUUACGUGGGCGGCAUAGCCAAUCUCACCUACAACAACGUAUCCAGCGACUACUUGUGGUUUUCAUGGGAAGCGUCAAACGUCGGCAUGGACAACGUUGUCCUGACGAAUAAUGCUCUUCUCGAGAACGUAUCGAUCCCCUUCGUGUCGGGUGAAGGAAUAUCAGUCACCAGCAACGACGUCAUGGGUUAUCUCGGCUUCGAUUACAUGACCGAGAUCGCCCAUGCAACCAUAACUGCCAACCCGUCCAUGACCCAGGUUUGGUUUCCUUCUCUGACGGCCGUUGCUGGUGACUUCAUCCUGCACGCUUCCCAUAACGUCUAUCUCGAUCUCAACUCGACUCUGCUCAAGAGCGUCGGCGGUAACGUCGAGUUGACAGGAGACAUCAGUUGGUCUUUCGACGAAGACGUCGUCGUCAACGGGACCAUGACGGUAACCUACGACGAGGCCGCAGGCGACGAGUACAAGUGCGCCGAGAUAACGCCCGGCGUGCUGACCAUCACCUGCAACGGCGAGGUCCUCAAGGCCGCGUCGACAGACACGGGCGGGAUCGUCACCGUGACGGCCGGGGCGGGCAACGGCGCCGCCAGCACCCGCGCCCAGUCCGGAACCGCCGCCGCCUCGUCGUCGUCCUCGUCCGGCCUGAGCUCCACCGUGAAGAUCGGCAUCGGCCUCGGCGUCGCGCUCGGCGUCAUCGGCAUCGUCGCCAUCAUCGCCGCCAUCCUGCUGCUCCUGCGCCUGCGCAAGAAGCGCGCCGUGUCCAGGGACGGCACCGCCGCCGGCGCACCACCACCUCCCCACCUGGGCCAGCAACAAGGAUCGAACAUGGAGUCGGGCGAGCAGAAGCAGCCGCCGCCGUACGCGGCGCUGUGGCGGGGCCGCUCGACGAAGAAGCACGGCGCCGGGUCUGCGGAGCCCAUGAUGCAGGGCGUGCCGAUGCAGCAAUAUCAGCAGCAACAGCAGCAGCAACAGGGACCGCAGGAGUUGCACGGCAGUCAGGGCGUGGUGGCGCAUGAGCUGGAGAGCCCGAGGUUGAAUCCGGCGGGCUUCUCGCCGAUGAUGGCGCAGGGAGGACAGCAGCAACAGCAACACCCGCCUGUGGAGAUGGAAGGAGAUCAGAAUUGGAGGAGGUCGGAGCUGAUGGCCGAGCCUGUGGUGCUGCAACAGCAGCAACAGCAGCAACAGCAGCAGCAGCAGCAGCAGCAGCAGCAGCAGUGA
Molecule: messenger RNA, 1608 nt
Organism: Diplodia corticola
Lineage: Eukaryota; Fungi; Ascomycota; Dothideomycetes; Botryosphaeriales; Botryosphaeriaceae
Exons: 3
Coding region: 1-1608 (535 amino acids)
Source: RefSeq, a predicted model, not a curated record